GUGAGUAGAAGCUAUGGUAGAAGAAAUGGUUUCUAACAAACCAAACACAUUUUUAGGCCUUGAUUUAAGUACCCAGCAGCUCAAACUUAUCGCUGUUGAUAAGGAAUUAUGCAUUAUCGCUGAAGAAGUCGUAAAUUUUGACCGAGACCUUCCAGAGUUCAAGACACAGGGUGGUGUCCAAAGACACGCAGACUUAUUGACGGUCACUGCUCCCACUCUGAUGUGGGUGAAGGCUUUGGACUUGCUGAUGGAGAGAAUGAAAAGCAAAGGAUUUCCUUUUGUAGACGUUGCGUGUAUCUCUGGUACUGGACAACAACAUGGUAGCGUGUAUUGGAAAUCUGGUACAAAAACACGUUUGAAUAACCUAGACCCUAGCAAGGGUCUCUAUGAGCAGCUAAAGGAAUCAUUUGCAAUUGACAACUCUCCCAUAUGGAUGGAUUCAAGCACAACAGCUCAAUGCCGUGCUCUAGAGCAAGUGGUGGGCGGAGCUCAGGCACUCGCAGAGAUCACAGGAUCUCGUGCUUAUGAAAGAUUCACUGGAAAUCAAAUUGCAAAGAUCCAUCAAACUAAGCCAGCUUCAUACGAUGAAUGUGAGCAUAUAUCUCUAGUCAGCAGUUUCUUAGCAUCCCUGUUUCUUGGUGAUUAUGCACCAAUUGAUUACAGUGAUGGGUCAGGAAUGAACCUCAUGAAUAUACAUACCAAAACUUGGGAAUCAGUCUGUCUUCAGGCAUGUGCCCCAAAUUUAGAAAAGAAAUUAGGAGACCUUGUUCCAUCAUCGCAAGGAAUUGGUGAAAUCUCUAAAUACCUCUGUUCAAGAUACGGCUUUCAUAAAUCCUGUGAAAUUGUUGCAUUCACCGGUGAUAAUCCUGCCUCGUUAGCUGGUGUUCGAUUGCAAAAAACUGAUAUCUGUAUAAGUCUUGGCACAAGCGAUACACUAAUGCUUUGGCUCAAUACUCCAAAACCAGCUGUGAAAGGGCAUAUCUUUGUAAAUCCAGUUGAUAAAAAUGCUUACAUGGCUCUUCUAUGCUUCAAGAAUGGAUCCCUUGUACGUGAAUCUGUUCGGGAUCAGUGCUCAGAUGGUUCUUGGGAAAUCUUUGGCCAAAGUCUUAGCAGGAGUCCUCCUGGAAAUAGUGGCAAUAUUGGGAUAUAUUUUCAUGAAACUGAAAUAACACCUUUUGCACAAGGUGUAUACAGGUUUGAUAAGAAUGAUGUUGAGGUUCAAUCCUUUACUAAUGAUGAGGAGAUAAGGGCACUGGUAGAAGGUCAGUUUUUGGCUAAACGUGUUCAUGCAGAGGAUUUAGGUCUUACAGUGGAUAAAGACUCUCGCAUUUUGGCGACAGGAGGUGCUUCACAGAACCAAGCCAUCCUUCAAGUUUUGUCGGAUAUAUUUCAUGCCCCGGUCUUCACAAUUCCUGGGACAGCUAACUCAGCAUGCCUUGGCUGUGCAUAUCGUGCAAAACAUGGCUGGUCUGGGACAACUGAUGUGAAAUAUGAUGAAAUUUUUCCUAAAAAUGAGCAAUAUGAUUUGGCUGUAACACCAAGAGUCGAAAAUAAAGAUUUGUAUGAUGUAAUGGCAAAGAGAUAUAAAACUUUAGAGCAAUGUAUUAAUAACAAGAGUUUAUCAGCUAAAUCAAAUUAAUAAUAACAUGUUUUUACUAUGAAA
Messenger RNA from Dendronephthya gigantea, 1663 nucleotides. RefSeq names its product xylulose kinase-like. Gene Ontology annotation, molecular function: D-xylulokinase activity. The transcript has 5 exons. Gene Ontology annotation, biological process: xylulose metabolic process; D-xylose metabolic process. The record is from RefSeq and is a predicted model, not a curated record. The coding region runs from base 14 to 1639 and encodes 541 amino acids. Lineage: Eukaryota; Metazoa; Cnidaria; Anthozoa; Malacalcyonacea; Nephtheidae. Gene Ontology annotation, cellular component: cytosol.